GCUACGCGAUCCAUUUGUACUGAAAAUCAAACCCUAAAAAAGUUGUAGGAAGAAGACGAAGAAAAUGUUUAAGAAAUUCUCCACUGAAGAAGUUUCUGGACAAAAUCAAGUUAAGGCAUCUGUUCAACGCAGGAUCCGACAAAGUAUUGCUGAAGAGUAUCCAGGCCUUGAACCCGUAUUGGAGGACUUGCUUCCCAAAAAGUCCCCUCUUAUUGUUACUAAAUGCCAAAAUCAUCUGAAUCUGGUCGUUGUCAAUAAUGUGCCACUGUUUUUCAACAUACGCGAUGGACCCUAUAUGCCUACUCUGCGACUUCUCCAUCAAUAUCCAGACAUAAUGAAGAAGCUACAGGUUGAUAGGGGUGCUAUUAGAUUUGUCCUUUCAGGAGCCAAUAUUAUGUGUCCAGGACUUACAUCUCCUGGUGGCGCUUUGGAUGACAAUGUCGAGGCAGAGACUCCUGUUGCCAUUAUGGCUGAAGGAAAGCAGCAUGCUCUUGCUAUUGGAUUUACAAAGCUAUCGGCAAAAGAUAUAAGAAAAAUCAACAAGGGAAUUGGUGUGGACAACAUGCAUUAUCUUAAUGAUGGUCUUUGGAAGAUGGAGCGAAUGGAUUGAGUUCGCGCAGUAACCGCAGAUGGGUCGCUUUCCUUGGAUUUAUUUUAUUUUGUUUUUGUGGCUAAAG
This is a messenger RNA of Impatiens glandulifera, 677 nucleotides long. Its product is annotated as malignant T-cell-amplified sequence 1-like. Gene Ontology annotation, biological process: formation of translation preinitiation complex. NCBI's taxonomy places the organism in Eukaryota, Viridiplantae, Streptophyta, Magnoliopsida, Ericales, Balsaminaceae. The record is from RefSeq and is a predicted model, not a curated record. The transcript has 8 exons. Gene Ontology annotation, molecular function: RNA binding. Bases 65 to 610 code for a protein of 181 amino acids.